This is a messenger RNA of Trematosphaeria pertusa, 1746 nucleotides long. RefSeq lists its product as uncharacterized. Lineage: Eukaryota; Fungi; Ascomycota; Dothideomycetes; Pleosporales; Trematosphaeriaceae. The record is from RefSeq and is a predicted model, not a curated record. The transcript is spliced from 3 exons. The coding region runs from base 1 to 1746 and encodes 581 amino acids.
AUGAGACGUCUUUCCAAGUCAUUCGUUUUGCUCCUUUGCUAUGGAGUCCUUACGGUUGCGUUGCCGCAACUAGAACCUCAUCAUUUCUACCCUCGACAAAACGAAUCAUCUUUUCAUAAUACCUCGACUCUCGCCCCUGGUACUGCGUCGUCUGUCGGGAGUGUAUCUACAACUGCGACUGCCUCACCCGUUCAGAAUGCGACAUCCACUCUUGCUGCCUUGCCGGUCCUAAAUGCCACUUCGGCUAACGCGACUACGGCACCAGUCCUAGAAGCGAGUGUCCUAGACUGGCUGAUCAACAUGGCGAAUGCGUUCAAUGCGUACAAGAACGUCACAUGCGAUCAGGGUAUCAUCACGCAGCUGAACGAAGAUCCAGUACAGCGAUGGAACGAAACCCAAGGCGAUUUCGGACUGAUCGGACUCGCCACCUACUGGCAGGACAACAACAAAUGGAACGAAAGCACCGAGCACCACGCCACAAGCGAGCAGAUCUACUUCAUCAACUCUGUCCUUCAAUGGGCGGGUAACACCGAGACCGGUUGGGACUGCACCGACACAGGGUCCAACCCAUGCUCUUCCUCCGUCGAAUGCGAUGACGUGAACACUCCCGCCGCGUACCUGAUACUCAACUCCAUGGUCACCCUGCACAAUCUCUACAGCGAUCUGUGGCACGCAGUCGUCGCUGCGCAGGGCAACAUGAAUGGCAUGAUGGUCAAAUUCGCCGAGACUUUCAGCCCACAGCUCGAGGAGAAGAUAUCCUUCUGGAAGAAGGUGCUGGACGUGGUGCAGUUUGGCGCAGCCAUCGUGUCCGCAGGCGUCUGGAACGUUCCGCUCAAGACAAUCUCGGCGUUCACGUCGAGCGAGCUGAGCAGGAACAUGCACGGCGCCGUCAAGGAUUCGUUCAACGCCGGCAUCGCCUUCGCCAUCAACUGGUCGAAGGAUUCGGCGGAGAGCAAGAAGAGCGAGCUUAGUACGCUGGGCGACGAUGCUGCGGCUCUCACGGCCAUGGUCGAGAAUAUCCAGGUCUCGAAUAAUGAGUAUUUGAAGUAUCUGUUCGGCGGCUCGGAAGACGGAUUCAGUCGGCUGCAGAACAUGAUAAAGGGUGGAGUCAUGAUCCCGAAGAUGAAAGAGAACGUGGCGGAUCUGACCAAGCUGGCGAUGCACACGCUGUAUGGGCUUAUGAUUCCAAUGGGAUGGGCGGCUAGCCCGCAGAACAUCAAACCGCUGAUGAUCAUGACCCGAGUGGACUGCCCCGACAAAGCCAACGACGGCCGGAUAUCGUGGUACAAGGACCGCUGGCCGCAUGCAUUCGAAGCCGUCCAGAAAAACUGGGCCUGUGUCGACGACAAAUACGCCUUCCUCAUCCGCGCCGACGCUGACGAUGACUCCCCAAGCGCUGUGGGCUACGACUUCGACCUUAUGCCCGGCAGCGACCGGGACACUCUCAAUGGCGAGAGCUGGGGCGGUGCGACGCUCGAAGACAUGCUUACGAGUGCGUGGCACGGAUAUCAGAUGGCUGGCAUGAAGAACGGGUACGAGAUGGACGUCAAGAUGACGCAGGCAGUGGACGGGGAUGGCGCGGCGGGGGAUCUGUUCUUUCAGAAUGGGCUGAGGACUCCGGGGUUGUUUAACUUUUGGGUGGAUGAUUGGCAGUACGAGACGACGUACGAUGGAAUGCUGAAAAAGGUGGAGGAUUGGUGCUUGGGGAGGAAGCUGAAGGCGCGAGAGGAGGUUGUCGACGCGUAG